GUUAUGGCUCGUACCAAGCAGACCGCUCGCAAGUCCACCGGCGGCAAGGCGCCGCGCAAGCAGCUGGCCACCAAGGCGGCCCGCAAGAGCGCGCCCGCCACCGGCGGCGUGAAGAAGCCGCACCGCUACCGGCCCGGCACGGUGGCCCUGCGCGAGAUCCGGCGCUACCAGAAGUCCACGGAGCUGCUGAUCCGCAAGCUGCCGUUCCAGCGGCUGGUGCGCGAGAUCGCGCAGGACUUCAAGACGGACCUGCGCUUCCAGAGCUCGGCCGUGAUGGCGCUGCAGGAGGCGUGCGAGGCCUACCUGGUGGGGCUCUUCGAGGACACCAACCUGUGCGCCAUCCACGCCAAGCGCGUCACCAUCAUGCCCAAGGACAUCCAGCUGGCUCGCCGCAUCCGCGGGGAGAGGGCGUAAAAUGGCUCUUCUCGACUAAAUGCCAACUUAAACCCAAAGGCUCUUUUCAGAGCCAACCAUUUUUUCUACGAAAAAUUGCUGUGUACUUCGGUCUAGUUACUCGGGGAAGAAUAUAGAAAUGUACCCCUCCACCGCCGCCCCGCCCCGCCGUGUCCCUCUACAGGCUUUUUAAGAGCCUUUAAGGUCCUCCGCCAGUCUUUCGGUUCCCUUUUUCGAGGCUGCAUUUUCUGGCUUGCCUGCUUUUAGGGUUGGCUAGCUUGGGGUUAUGAACUUUGGUUUUGCUGGACCCUUGGCCACCUAAUACGGUUUGGCUAUCUUUAUCUUUUGGGGGCUAUUGGGCACCUUCUUGGCCACGUAGCCGCUACUUGUUUCUCUGCCCUCUGGAGGCUUAGCGGAUUUUGGGGUGGGGGGAGAGGGUGCUGCUUGCGCCCGUCUUAGCUUUGGGCUUGCUUUCCCCUGUGGCCGCCUGGUUGAGUUUGAAAGCCUGAGGCGCCAAUGCCCUUGGUCUGCACCAAGGUGCCCUUACUCACCAGGCUCUGGAGACCGAGCUUGAUGCGGCUGUUCUCAAAGUCUCGUCAGCUGCUGCCAGCGCCUUGAGGUCAGCCAGGGACACGCCGCUGCUGCGCUCUUUGGAGGCGGAUACAGCCUUGGUGUUAAGCUCCGACAGGGGGGCCUGGAAGUUUUGUGGCGCCAGCGGGCUUGCGGGGCUUUUUCUUCACAGGAGUCUUUUAUGGAGAAGGAGCUGGAGGGGCGGCAGACACAGGUUCCGACAUGAUUGUUGGCUUGAAUAACUAACAGUACAGAAAAGAAAAAA
This is a messenger RNA of Sus scrofa (pig), 1228 nucleotides long. RefSeq names its product H3 clustered histone 4 (gene H3C4). NCBI's taxonomy places the organism in Eukaryota, Metazoa, Chordata, Mammalia, Artiodactyla, Suidae. Gene Ontology annotation, cellular component: nucleosome. Gene Ontology annotation, molecular function: DNA binding; protein heterodimerization activity; structural constituent of chromatin. The record is from RefSeq and is marked provisional.